Molecule: messenger RNA, 2135 nt
Organism: Cavia porcellus (domestic guinea pig)
Lineage: Eukaryota; Metazoa; Chordata; Mammalia; Rodentia; Caviidae
Gene: Phf7
Product: PHD finger protein 7
Exons: 11
Coding region: 951-2012 (353 amino acids)
Cellular component (GO): nucleus
Source: RefSeq, a predicted model, not a curated record
CAGGCACCAGGUUAGGAAUCCAUAGAUUUGAGCAGCGUGCGGAACUCAUUCCUCCUCAAAUGUGUUCGUAGAUGGUUGCAUCUUGUAACUACUCGGGUACACGGAAUCCUACUCGAGGAAAGUCGCGAUCCUGCGAUGAAAAGUUAAAAAUGUGAAGGUUUAUUUCUAUUACCGGAUGGUCAGGAGCCCCCGCAAAUGUCAGCAGUCACCUGCAGUGGGUCCCACGCGUCCUUCUCUCCCCUUUUCCAGCCUGUCCAAGCACUUUUUUUAGGAUGGCAACACAGGUCAGCUCUGCAAAUACAACUCACAAAUUGGAAGAGGAGAUGAAGCAAGCAUCGCCCAAGAAAGGGAAGGCUGGCUAACCUUGGUUUCUGAGCAGCUAACUGCCUUAAUUAGUGGUCACAGUCAUGCAGGAUAGUUGAAAGUUCCUAAAGAGACUCACAAUCCCCAACCUAAAUCCAAGGCUGUGGGUACAGGAGUACACAUCUCUGAGGUGACCUAACUCACCCAGUUCUCCUCAAGGAAUGUUAUCUUCCUUCCCUCCACUGACCAGAGACAGAGGUCCUUUCAUAGGAGUGAACUCCAUCUCUUUUGCCCUUUAUCACUUUUUCAAGGAUUUACUUGUGACCAAUGAAAAUUGUUAACUGUAAUCUGCUAAUAUUUAUGGCUGGAAGACUGGCAAAGUGUCUUGUCCACUUUGGGGUAUUUUACUCAUCUCAGAUGUUGGGGACAGGCAAACUUCAGUGACCAUCUGAGCCUGGGAAAAGGAAAAAUAGAAGCUAAACGGGGGCCGGAAAGUGAGCUGCACUGUUGCCUUGAUCCUAUGGAAGCUGAUAACCACAUGCAGAAUUAAAUUGCUGACCAAGCCCUGUUUAUGUUUAUAGCUAGAAGAACCUGUACUGUCAUCAUAAUAUAGAAGAAUUCAAUAUAGGAAAGAGAAACAGCAGCGAAUGAAGACUAUAAAAGAAAAGAAGAAAGAAUGCCAAAGAUUAAGAAAAUCUGCCAGGACUAGGAGGGUUAAGCAGAGGAAACCGUCUUCAGGGCCAGUUUGCCGACUAUGCCUCCAAGAACCUGGGGAUCCUGAAAAAUUAGGAGAAUUUCUGCAGAAAGACAAUAUUAGUGUGCAUUAUUUCUGUCUUAUCCUGUCUAGCAAAUUGCUUCAGAGGGGCCAGUCCAACAGAGGUUUCCAUGGCUUCCUGCCUGAAGACAUCAAAAAGGAGGCAGCCCGGGCUUCUAGGAAGAUCUGCUUUGUGUGCAAGAAAAAGGGAGCUGCUAUCGAGUGCCAGAAGGAUCAGUGCACUAGAAAUUUCCAUCUGCCUUGUGGCCAAGAAAGGGGUUGCCUUUCGCAAUUUUUUGGAGAGUACAAGUCAUUCUGUGGAAAACAUCGCCCAACCCAGGACAUCCAACGGCGGAAAGUGGAAGAGGAAAGCUGCGUCUUGUGUUGUGAAGACCUAUCCCAAUCAAGUGUUGAGAACAUACAGAGCCCUUGUUGCAGUCAAACUACCUACCACCGCAAGUGUAUUCAGAAAUAUGCCCACACAUCAGCAAAGCAUUUCUUCAAAUGUCCCCAGUGUAACAAUCGAGAAGAAUUUCCUCAAGAAAUGCUAAGAAUGGGAAUUCAUAUUCCAGACAGAGAUGCUGCCUGGGAACUCGAGCCAGGGGCUUUCUCAGAGUUGUACCAGCGCUAUCAGCAUUGUGAUGCCCCCACCUGUUUGUACGAGCAAGGCAGAGACAACUUUGAGGAUGAAGGGAGGUGGCGCCUCAUUCUGUGUGCUACAUGUGGAUCCCACGGAACCCACAGGGACUGCUCCUUUCUUAGAUCCAACAGCAAGAGAUGGGAGUGUGAAGAGUGUUCAUCUUCUGCUUCACCCACAGACUACAUAUCUGAAAAUUCAAGUGACAUCCCCUCCUGCAGCAGCACCUUAAACCCCCAGGAGCAUUUCUGCAGAGACACCAACCUGGUAGAGAAUCCAGGCCCUUCUUGGACCAGAUGGUCAAGAACUUCUUAUUAGAAAAGCCAGAGUCCUCUGGUAGCAGAAGUGGCCAUUCCUGAUAGUCUUAAGUGUGUCAGAAUCACUAACAGCUGCAAAAAGUCCAAUUAACAGCUUCUAAAUAAUUUCUACCAAGCAUGUAUU